GGGCUCCGUGACCAAGCACGAGCCAACGUCCACGCCAGCCAUUGCUUCUUCGAGCAAGACGCAGAGCCAGGCUAGUAGCAACGCACGCGUGUCAGUACUCAGUAGUCAACGUAUCUGAUGCUGCUGACAUACGCGCAGACAUGAAAUGUGCUCGUUUUGUCGAGAGCCGAUCGAUGGCGUCGAGAUUCAUGCGCCUUGUGGGCAUUUCUGGGACUUGAAAUGUCUCGUUGACCUUUACCGCGCCGCGACGACGGACGAGACACUCUUUCCUCCACGGUGUUGCCAGCAGCCAUUCGUCUUCGAAGAGGUCGAGCAAUAUCUCGGCGUUGAUCUGCUUGCUACGUUCAAGCAGAUCUCCGUCGAGUUCACCACUGUGGAUCGGAUAUACUGUCAUCAACCUACAUGUUCAGCAUUCGUCGGCCCUGCUACCGAAUCUCCGUCGUACCAGAUAUGCCCCAAGUGUCUCGCGGAGACUUGUGGUCAUUGCAAGGAGCGAGCUCAUCCGGGAAAUCCUUGCGUCGACGACAUUUCUAUCCUUACCUUGGCAGAACAAGAAGGAUGGGCGCGUUGUCCGGGGUGCAAACACCUAGUGGAGCUCGCUCAAGGCUGUUAUCAUAUAACAUGUCGAUGUGGGAAGCAGUUUUGCUAUGUCUGUACGGAGACUUGGAAGACCUGCCCCUGCCCUCAGUGGGACGAGGGCAGGUUGUUGACCACCGCACGGAACUACGUGCAAAGGGAACUACUGGCUGGGCCUCCGCCCGAACCAGAGCUUCAAGAGAUGGUUGAAGAGGUGGCAGAAGGGCUGCGCGUAGAUCAUGAAUGUCAACACGCAUGGUCACGCCGCGCCGGAGGCGGUGAAUGCGGACAUUGCUCCGACUAUCUUUUCAGAUAUCUCUUCCGCUGCGAGCACUGCGAUAUGAAUGUAUGCUCUCGGUGUCGACACAACAGGUUGUAAACAAUGCUGUACAGGCGGCUUUCGGUUUUACGUACUAUACUGUCCCUCAGAUUAUCUUCUGUACAUUUAACAUUCCUGUCCGUACAGGCUGUACGCAAAGGUUCACCACCAGAAUGACCA
Molecule: messenger RNA, 1075 nt
Organism: Fomitopsis serialis
Lineage: Eukaryota; Fungi; Basidiomycota; Agaricomycetes; Polyporales; Fomitopsidaceae
Exons: 3
Coding region: 146-955 (269 amino acids)
Biological process (GO): protein polyubiquitination; ubiquitin-dependent protein catabolic process; positive regulation of proteasomal ubiquitin-dependent protein catabolic process
Cellular component (GO): ubiquitin ligase complex; cytoplasm
Molecular function (GO): ubiquitin conjugating enzyme binding; ubiquitin protein ligase activity; zinc ion binding
Source: RefSeq, a predicted model, not a curated record